This is a messenger RNA of Plectropomus leopardus (leopard coralgrouper), 3530 nucleotides long. RefSeq lists its product as uncharacterized. Gene Ontology annotation, molecular function: ATP binding; protein binding. Gene Ontology annotation, biological process: intracellular protein transport; protein targeting; protein import. Gene Ontology annotation, cellular component: membrane. The record is from RefSeq and is a predicted model, not a curated record. Lineage: Eukaryota; Metazoa; Chordata; Actinopteri; Perciformes; Serranidae.
GACGCACUAGUCAGAUGCCAGCAGAUCAUCCCGGGUGUCCUGGUGACACACACCGCUUCUCAUCUUGUGAACAGUUCUCCCUAAAAAUGGCUGAAUUUGACGCGGAUAUCAAAGAUGAAGAACUAUUUAAAACACUCAUAGCUUCACUCAGUGCUAACAGAUUCAUGACUCCCAAAAACAACGAAAAAAUUCUUCUCAAGAAGCUGCAGGGACUGGUUACAAACAUCAAAUGGAGUCCGGCGGAUGCAGCAGAAUUGUUAAAUGCUCUUCUGAAGCGAUUUGAGUUCACAACAAAGGACAGAUCGCAUCUCGUUUCAUGGAUGCUGAACACACUGCACUGUAUAGAGAUUAACUGCAUCACUCCUACUUGGAGAUGCCAAACAGGAAAGACACUUAUCGAGCUGGUCCAAGACAAAACUGUAACAGAUGAAGACCUCAAGACACGUAUAGCCAGUGACACAGAAAAGCAACUGGAUGAAAUUCUUGAAGAAAUCCGUCAAAAAAAGUUAAACCAAAUUGAAGAAAAACUGUUACGUGAUGUGAGAGACAUUGUUUCAUCAGUUGAUAAAGAUCUUACUUCAGGCAAUAAUGGAUCACGGCGGAGUCACCUGCAACAAGUCUUGCUGAAACUAUGUCGGGCAGCUGCCGAAACUCACUUCAGACCACGACUGACACAGAUGGUGAGCUGGUGCAUUAUGGCUCUUUCCAAAUCAGGACGGCUAAUACAGGUUGGCACUGGAGAGGGGAAGUCAUGUAUUGUGGCAAUGUUUGCCGCUUUCCGAGCUAUGGAAGGACAGAAGGUAGACAUUAUGUCCAGCUCAUCAGUUCUUGCAGAAAGAGAUCUGAAAGAAUGGCAAGAAUUUUAUGAAGAUUUGAACAUCAGUGUCAGCUGCAACACCAACAAACAAGAAACAGACUUAAAAAAGUGCUAUGAGUCACAGGUUGUCUACGGUACGGUGGAACAGUUUGCUGGGGACUGGCUUCGGCACCACUUUCACAGAGAAGACGUUCUUGGGCAAAGAAAAUUUGAAUGUGCAAUUGUGGAUGAAGUGGAUUCCUUGAUGCUAGACAAGGGUCUUCAUGUGGUCUAUCUAAGUACCUCUAUGCCUGCUCUGCAACACCUCAAUCCACUCUUGGCAUUCAUAUGGGCCACUGCUAAUCAGUACAGCGAGACUGACACAGAGUGCACACAGAGUGUACAAAGAGCUGUCGAAGCAAAAAUAAAAGAUGCCCUGUGUUAUACACCAUGUGAGCUGAGCCAAGACAAAUGUCGUGUCUAUGUCCCAGGCUUUCUUAAAAAUCUGGUUGAGUCUAAACUAAAGGUUUGGAUUGAAAAUGCAUUCUACGCACAAACGAUGACAAUGGGCCAUGAAUACAUCAUUGAGGAACACGGAGUAGUGCCUGUCGACUAUAGCUGCACAGGUGUUGUUGAAAACCACAUGAAAUGGACAGAUGGACUACAGCAGUUUCUUGAAAUGAAACACAUGAAGUCCAAGCUGAGUGACAUGACAGCCAUCACAAACUAUAUGUCCAGCGUUGGCUUACUUCAAAAGUAUGGCGAUCAGAUCUUUGGAAUCUCUGGGACUCUUGGCCAACAAGCUGAAACUGAGACUUUGCAGAAAAUCUACGAAGGAAUAAAGACCUGUCAGAUACCUUCAUUCAAACGCAGAAAGCUUUUUGAGGUAGAAGGUGUGAUUGUAGAUGAUGAAAAAGACUGGAUUGAGAAAAUCUGCAAAGUUGUGACUGCACAAACUAACCCUACUCUUUACAGGGAUGAAAGGGCUGUGUUGCUCAUCUGUGAGACCAUCAAUCGAGCUAAGAUUCUUUAUCGUGCUCUUGGAGAUAAAGUUACAAAGAAAAAUCUUUACAUAAAUAACAACAUGGACAAUACUGCAAUUUUUGCCAAGAAGGUUGAGGCAGGAGAGGUCAUUAUAGCUACAAAUCUUGCAGGCCGCGGGACAGACCUUCAGGUUUCUGAUCAGGUUAAGAAAGCUGGAGGUCUGUUCGUUGUGCAGACCUUCCUGCCAAAGAAUGCUCGUGUGGAGGCCCAGGCAUUUGGCCGCACAGCGAGACAAGGAUCUCCUGGGUCUGCUCAACUCAUUGUCUGCGCCAACCAUCUGUCAAAAUCAUUCAAAUUGCUGGCUUUAAUUGGCAAACUUCGAGCUUUUCUAGAAAAUAUGGUAAAUGACAUGCUAGUUCAUCUUUUUGUGGUGCAAUUUAGAUCUUACCAAAAAAGCCACAGCGAUGAAGUAUUUGAAUCUUUGGCUUCGACAGCAUUGCAUAUUUUGACAAAAACCUCUGAUUCAGAAAUGAAGACAAUUAAAGAUGCCAGAAAUGACAAUGUGAAAAAAGCACUAGCUAGCUACGAAGAGAGUGACAUCCCUAAAAUAAAGAAGAAGGAAGAACUCUUCAGUCACUAUCUGGACACACUAGAUGAAGUCUACAAAAGCAGUAACAACAGGCCAGCAGAUUCGGAUUUGUCUGCCCUGAAUGAAUUCUGGGGUAUGUGGCUACUCACAAACUUCAAUGAGAAUGAUUCUAUUAUGGUCUUAAAAGACAAACUAAGAGAAGACCUAAAAACAGCCAGGGAAAAACUCAAACAGAGGGAAUCACCCUCAUCAAACCUGCACCACUACACUGCAUUUGGCAAUGAUCUGCACCAAAAGGGACAAAUUGCAGAGAGUAUCAAUAUGUACACAAAGGCCAUACAGGAGGACCACUGUUGGGCGGCAAUUGCAUAUUACAACCGAGCUUUUGCAACUUUAUCUCAACAUGAGCAUCAUGAUUCAGUGUGCAUCAUUCAAGCUCAGGAAGAUUUGCAAAAUGCACUCAAGUCUGUUGAGCUCUACGUUGAACAAACUGAGGCAAUUUGCAGGUACACCACAGAAGUCAAUGACCUCCACAGCGAUUCAAUCAGCAGAUUUGACAUCCACAUGAUAGCCAAAUACCAAAUGCUGUUUAUGUUCAAGGCAAACAUAAAUGAGGCCAUAAAAACAGUUGACAGGGCAAUAGAUUUAGGUAGGAAUGUAAAAGUGAGUAAGUAUCAACUCUUCCUCCUGGUUCCACUGGUGUAUUUUGUGCCCCUCAUUUCGACCCAAUCACUGUCUCAAAUCUGGUCCAGAGACCCUCUGAAGGUGCUCAAACUCAUCAGUAAUCCCUCCUUUGACAUUUUCAAUGAACUUGAGUGUCUUAAAUCUCUGGGCCUGACUCAUGUCUAUACCUUAGACACACAGUUCUCUCUGGGUGGAUUUUUAGCAAAGAAACUCGGGAUCAGACGCUGAGCUCUUGAUGAGACAGCAGGCGUUUGACACUUGGGCAAAACAAUCAAGCAAGCAACAGAGCAGGCAAUGGUGUUGUCAGGAAAUUUUGUUAGCCACAGAUUUUCAGGAAUUAAGAAACGCAGCCCUGUUCAGGUUUGCUGCAUGGCUGGUUAUUAGUUAAUCUCUCUUGUUAUUCAAAGUUAUUUCAUCACUGUAUGUUUUGGGGAAAGUCCUAACCCUAACCAUGUAAUCAUAAUUUAACCAGUCAGA